Messenger RNA from Amphimedon queenslandica, 1259 nucleotides. RefSeq names its product flocculation protein FLO11-like. The transcript has 7 exons. The record is from RefSeq and is a predicted model, not a curated record. NCBI's taxonomy places the organism in Eukaryota, Metazoa, Porifera, Demospongiae, Haplosclerida, Niphatidae. The annotation marks the transcript as partial.
UGGGGCCAUUUUUUAGAAAAAACCAUGGGCUAUAGUACAGUGUCUUUUGUUAAUUUUUUGUUAUUUUGUAGAGACAAGGCAGUAACACCAGGGUCAGGGCCUGCCUUCACUCCAUUCAAGAAAACGCUCUCCACCCCCUCUCAGAGAGGAUCUGGUGUUCCUAAAAGACUUCUAACGUCCGUUCCUUUUGUCUCCUCUCCUCGUCACUCCUCCAGACCACAGAGGAACAAACCUGUGCAAGAUCCUUCAGCUACUCCUCCACAGUCUCCUUUAUUAAUGUCCUCAGUCCAUCGUAGCAGUACAAAGAAGGGAAGGAUGGAUAUGAACGUGUUCAUGGAGCGAAUGGAAGGUUUUAAAGCAAGGAUGGCUAUACUCAACGCUAUGAACAGAAAUGAAGAUAGGGAUCCUAUUAUUAUCAAGACUCCACUCCCAAGUCGGUCCAUACUUGCCACGCCUACUUCAAUUUUAAAAGCAAAACCGACAAUAUCUCAAACGUCUUCACCUCCAGUUUUUACUGACACGACCACAAGACGUAUCAGGUUUGCUCUCGAAGAUUCGGGAGAGAAGUUAAGUUCUAGCGCUAUUGCUAUAGCAACGCCACUCCCACCUUCUGACGAUGAGUCUGAUUCAUUUUAUUCACUCGAUGGUUCAGGUGAUGAGAUGGGCGGAGACAAUGAAGGCAUGGCUCAAGCUACCAUAGCAUCCCCUCCAUCAUUUGCUAAUGAGGUCGUACUAGGUGACGCUGGUGGUAGAGACGAAGGGGAGAUGGAGGGGUCGUUUAUUGCUGCAGAAGAUGAAGAGGAAGAAAAGGAGCAAGAGCAGUCUGUGUCCACUUCCCAACUAAAAUCUGCUCUCAAACUGACUCCUAGUUCUCUUCGUUCCUCUUAUGUACCACCUGCUCCAGUCAGUAUGGACACUGUCUCUUUAUCUCCUGUCAUCAAAAUACCAAAGAGACGUCUUCCAGGAUCAAAGAUGGCUUCGAAACCAUCAACAUCUGCACACACCCCAGUUCAUUCCAGUGUGAUGGUAUCCACUCAAGAGUACACAUUCUCUCCCCCGAGCACUGUUGCUCCUCCCCCUCCCCCUCCUAGUGCUGUUACCCCAAUGACAGUUGAUGAUGAAGCUAGCGCUGCACCUGUUCAAGAAAAGACAAAGUACGUAUUCUCUCCUCCUCUUCUUCGCUCGGCUAGUCGUGAGAGGAAAAAUAAAGAACUCUCACAGUUUGGAACUGGACUUGAUGCAGAUACACCAAGCACAAG